Sporothrix schenckii 1099-18 is the source of this 4623-nucleotide messenger RNA. Its product is annotated as transcription factor SipA3. The coding region runs from base 1 to 4623 and encodes 1540 amino acids. Gene Ontology annotation, cellular component: cytoplasm; plasma membrane; endoplasmic reticulum. NCBI's taxonomy places the organism in Eukaryota, Fungi, Ascomycota, Sordariomycetes, Ophiostomatales, Ophiostomataceae. Gene Ontology annotation, molecular function: protein binding. The transcript has a single exon. The record is from RefSeq and is a predicted model, not a curated record.
AUGGCGGACUUCGGGUCGCCCGUCUCAAAGUCGCUGGCGGCACGUCCGGCCGGUAUCAGCAACGGCAACGGCUCCAACGUCCCCCCCGCACCCACGACACCCAACCUGACCACCUCUUCCUCCACCACAAGGCCACCAGCUGUCUCUGCCAAAUCCUCGACCGGCGGUGCGCCGCGCUCCUCCAUUGCGGUCAGCUUGCACGAGGCCGCCCUCGACUCGCCCUCCUUCCGCGCCAGCGCUGUUCUUUUCGCCGAGCAGGUCGACGGCAUCGAACGCUGGCUCGAGAGCUAUGCCAAGAGCACCGCAAAACUCGUCCAUGAUUUUGCCGGCCUCGAAGACACCAUCCAUGCCUACCUAUCUAAAAUCGUGCCUCCGCCCGGCGUGGCCGACGGCGUGAUCGACGCAGACCACACCCUGCUCGCCCUCAAGCGCGUCAGCGACGGCUCCCGCGACUGGUGGGCCGGAGUGUCGGCCGCGCUGCGCCGCUUCGAUACUGUCAAUGCCGAACCCAUUCGCAUGUUUUUGCACAACGACAUUCGCGUUUUCAAAGAGACCCGCCGCAUCCUCGAGCAUGCGCAGAAGACAUACGACACAGCCCUCGCCCGCUACGUCGCGCAGAGCAAAGCCAAAGAGCCCUCUGCGCUGCGCGAGGACGCCUUCGCCGUGUACGAGACCCGCCGCGCGUACCUCAAGGCGUCCAUGGACUUUUGUCAGAUGGCGCCGCAGCUGCGGUCCGGCCUCGACAAGCUGCUGACGCGCGUGUCCGCCGAGGUCUGGCGCGAGAUGAAGCGCACGCGCGAGACCAGCAACGCCCUCGCCAGCGCCACCCAGUGGGGCGCCGAGAUGGAGCGCAUCCGCGGCUGGGCCAAGGACAUUGAGCUGGCCGAGGCGCCCCUCAAACGCGAGCUGCAGCUGUCCCGGCGCGAGAUUGGCGAGACCACGCUGGCCACCAUCCGGCCCUCGCGCGAGCUCGACGACUACAGCGCGUCCACCGUACCGUUCCUGGGGUCGCGGGGCCCACCGUCGGCAGUGGCCCCCUCCUCGGCGGGCUCACCGGGCGCCGUCAUCUCCGAAAAGCAGGGCUGGCUGUUUCUCCGGACUGUCACCGGCAAGCCCGCCCGGGUCAACUGGCUCCACCGCUGGUUCUACUGCCGCGACGGCAUCUUUGGCUACCUGGUGCAGGGGCCCCAGGGCGUCUUGCAGGGCGACGACAUUGGGGUGCUGCUGUGCAGCGCCAAGCCGGCCGUCCAGGAAGACCGCCGGUUCUGUUUCGAGGUCAAGACCAAGAGCCAGAACCUCAUGCUGCAGGCCGAAACCCAAGGCCAGCUGACCGAGUGGCUCGAGGUCUUUGAAGUCGCCAAGCGUAAAGCCUUUGAGGCCAGCAUGGCCCGCGACAACGCCGCCACGCCUCUGGGCAGCGUGGACCCGGCCUUUGCCAUCACCCCACCCUCAGUCGCUGAUUUUUCUGCGCGCGCACUCGAUGCGAUCCAGCUCGGCACGUUGGACGAGUCCGGUGGCGAUCGUGACCGUGGUGAGCGCGGCGGAGACCGCGAACGUGGCGAUAGCGGCGCCGGCCUCACCAUGAGCCAUUCUGGUACGUUGCCCGUCCCCGGCGGCGGGCCUGAUGCAGGGCUGGUCGCGCGCAAUAGCUUUGACGUCUCGGCGGUGCCCCCGCGGCGCUCCAUCACCAUGCUGGGCCAGGAGCUGCGGCGCGAGGAAGGCGAGAGCGGCAGAGAGCACGCCGCCCGCAUCAUGCAGAGACUGGAUAUGCACCGCAAGGCCACCUUUGGUUCCGGCGCCGACAAAUUCGGUGACAGCCCCGGCAACAGUGGUAGUAGCGGUGGCCUCGGCACCAACGGCGGCAUGUCCUCGUCAAAUCUGUCUCAGCAGCCGCCGGGCAUUGCCAGCCUCAUCUCGGCCAGCCACAGUAUGCUGCCCAGCUUCCCUGCCAACGUGACUCUUGGCCAGGCGCCGGCGUCGCUUCCUGGCCCGCAACAGCAGCAGCAACAGCAGCGUGGACCUGGCGGCGCCACGCUGUCCCCCUUGGAAACGCGCCGCGGCCUGCUGGCGCCCAUCACGUUUGCCAAGCCCCCGCUCGUUACCUUUUUGAGCAAAGUCGCCGUCAAUGCCAGCAGCGAGCGCGUUUUGUGCCGACCCAGCCAUGUCGGCGGCCUGCCGUCGGGCAUCCUGGCCAACUACUGGGGCAGCCAGCCAUGGGGCGACAGCUUUGUGUCCAAGGGCAACGAGUACAAAAAUGAUGCGGCCGCCUUCGAGAACAGCGACUUGUCUGUGGUGAACUCGCCCGGUACGCCGACAGUCGGCUCCCCCGCCGUUGGCACGCCCGUCUCGGCCCACCGCAAGACUGUCAGCGUCGACACCGCCAAGCUGGCCGAUGCCCGCCACGGAGGCAGCAACGACCGCGGCGCGCCCGAGACGUUCCCGCCCAACUACCCGACUGAGCUGCGCACGCAGCAUGCGCAGUUCCGCCUGCUGUUCCCGUCGGUACCGCUCUCUGAGAAGCUGGUGCUGGUCUUCAACGCGGCGUGGUCCAGCGCGUCCGAGGCCGGCACGGCAAACCAGGGUCUGGUGGGCAGCGGCCGCAUCUACGUCACGUCGGACAACAUGUACUUUUACAGCACGAGCAUGGGUCUCGUGGUGGCCUACGCGGUGAGCCUGGAUUUGAUUACGGAAGUGACGUCAGCGCCAGGCAAAGACUGCGACUACACCUUUUUGCAUCUCAGCCAGGACGUCAUGAACGAGACGGGGUUCACGCGCAUUACGAUCAAGACGUUCUUGGAGGACAUGAACGUGCUGCAGGCGCGUCUGAACCUGCUGAUUGACAACCUGCAGGCGGCGGAGCCGAUGGGCGUGUCGGACAUUCUCGUCGCGCUGCAGAGCAUUGUGCACGACGAGGACGCGACCGGACGCAAGAGCCCGAGCGUGGCCAGCUGGGACCAGCUGUCGCUUGCGUCGCCUGUUGACGAGCACGGCAACAUUUUGCAUUUGGCGCGGCAUGGGGGUCACCGCACUGUCUCGAGCCACAGCCAUGGCGGCGGCGGUCGACGCAUCACCAGCACGGGUAGCCGCGGUCUGGCCACGGCCACCCAUACGGGCCGCACGCUCGGCAAGCUGCAGCUGCCGGCCCACCCGGUCGUGUUUGAGCCAAACGACAUGCAGAAGAAGGUGGCGGAGCGGCACUUUGAAAUCAGUGCCAAAGCGUGCUUCCAUGUACUGUUUGGCGACAAGUCCUUCAUCUUCCCCAAGCUCUACUUUGACCGGCAGGCGCGCGAGAUCGAGCAGGGGCCGUGGGUACUGUCGGACCACGGCUUGACAACGCGGCAGUUCUUGUUCAGAGUCGAAGCGGUCGACAUGCUCGGACGCAAAAAGGACGAGAAUGUGGCCGACCAGCAGACCAUCGACAUCUUCCAGGACCACGUGAUGUACGUGGUCUCGCACGUCAAGACGGCGUGGCACCUGCCGCACUCGACGGCCUUUAAGCAGGUGACCAAGAUUGUGAUUACCCACGUGGCCAAGUCCAAGUGCAAGCUGGCGGUCUAUGUCAAAGUGGACUGGUCGAACCCGCCGGCGUUUAGCAAGAACCUGGUGGAGCGGCAGGCGCUCGACGACGCGUCGCGCGACGCCGAGGAGCUGGCGGAGGUGGCGACGGACGAGGUACGCAAGCUGGGCGCACACAGCCGCACGAAGCGGGCGAUGCAGGUGUACGGCAACAUUGGGCAGCAGACCAAGGUGGUCAAGUUUGCGCCCAACGAGGGCGCGGGCAGCAAGCAGCGCAACACGACGCAAAUGAAGCCGCGCACGCUGACGGAGAUGCUGCUGGAGACGUUCCGGAGCUUCAUGGAGUCGGUCGUCACCAGCCUGGUCAUGUGGGCGUUUGCUGGGUGCCGCUCUCUGUUCCGCGUGGCCUCGGCGCACCGGCUGCUGCUGGCCGUGCUGGGCUUGAGCGUCGCGGCCAACCUCAUCUUUUCGUCCCGCGAGACCGCCGCCUGGUGGACCGAGCGGCACGCCACGACGUACAUGCGCAAGCUGGGCGUCGGGCCCAAUGUCAUGAUGAGCAAGUCGAUCUACCUCAGUGACCUGGAGGCGGCGUCGCACGCUCGCAGCGACGCGGUCACGCCGCAACGCGGCCGUCGCAGUGACAAAGACAGCAUUUGCUAUUCUACGUUCCUGUCGAUUGCCAAUGCGACGGACUUGGACGCUCCGUACGAGGAUGCCGGCGCACUCCUGUCGUCACCGACGAGCCGGGCCACGGCGCAGCGGCUUCGGCGGACUCGCCAGAAACUUGGGUCGUACCGGCACGACUUGGUGGUGGCGAUGCGGGUGGUCAACAGCGUGGAGCGCGAGAUGGUGCAGUCGGAGUGGGAGAACUGGCUGGCGGACGAGACACAGCGGUGCGACCAGGUGAAGGCGAUGCUCACGAAGCGGACGGCUGGCGAGCGAAGCGAGGACAAAAAGAGCGAAGACAAGAAGAGUGAAGACAAGAAAACCGACAAGACGGACGGUCGCAUGGCCCUCCUCGCACACUGGCACGACGACUAUUGCGGGAGCUGCCACGCCGACCAGCGUGCAUUGGACGACGAGGAAUGGCGACGAUCGAUGAUCUGA